AUGAGCGCCGCUGAUACGAAAGUUGCCGUAACCACCGAUGAGAACUGGAAGGCCGGCCUCGUUCUGCCCGCUAAGGAUAAGCGCUUCAAAAUCGCGGAUGUUACUGAUACUAAAGGAGUGGAAUUCGAGGAUUUCUGUCUUAGUCGUGACUUGCUCAUGGGCAUUUUCGAGAAAGGAUGGGAAAAGCCGAGUCCUAUUCAGGAGGCUUCCAUUGGUGUCGCUUCGAGAAUUGAAGCAAAUUACCUGUCUGUGAAAAUUAAUGGUGUCGACGAAGUCCGGCUUCAACAUGGAAUAAACAUUCUAAGAAAUCGCCAAGAACACAAAUUAUAUACACUGCUAUUUAAAGAGUAA
This is a messenger RNA of Necator americanus (New World hookworm), 351 nucleotides long. RefSeq lists its product as uncharacterized. Gene Ontology annotation, biological process: negative regulation of translation; P-body assembly; cytoplasmic stress granule assembly. The transcript has a single exon. NCBI's taxonomy places the organism in Eukaryota, Metazoa, Nematoda, Chromadorea, Rhabditida, Ancylostomatidae. Gene Ontology annotation, molecular function: RNA helicase activity; mRNA binding. Gene Ontology annotation, cellular component: cytoplasmic stress granule; P-body. The record is from RefSeq and is a predicted model, not a curated record. Bases 1 to 351 code for a protein of 116 amino acids.